GGCGGCGGCGGCGGCGGGGCCGGGCUUGGACUGCCUGGCCGGGUCGGGCGAGGCGGCUGCUCGCGACGGCGCUUGGCUCGCUGCAGGCCCGGAGGACGAGAAGGAGAGCAGCGGAAGAUGCCGAGCAAGAAGAAGAAGUACAACGCGCGCUUCCCUCCGGCUCGAAUCAAGAAGAUCAUGCAGACCGACGAGGAGAUCGGAAAAGUGGCUGCUGCUGUUCCUGUGAUUAUCUCUCGGGCACUGGAACUCUUUCUAGAAUCCUUGCUGAAGAAAGCUUGCCACGUGACGCAGUCCAGAAAUGCCAAGACUAUGACAACCUCGCACCUGAAGCAGUGCAUAGAGCUGGAGCAGCAGUUUGACUUUCUGAAGGACCUGGUUGCCUCCGUGCCAGAUAUGCAAGGAGAUGCAGAGGAUAACCAUGUGGAGGGGGAAAGGAUCCCCAGGAGGGGUCGGAAACCUGGCAGUGGGCGGAAGAACGGUGGCACAGCAGGCAAGGGAAGGGAUGCCAAGCAGUCUGGCACGGACUCAGAGCAAGAGGAUGACUCAGAAGACAGCGAGAGUAACGGGGAGGAUGAAGUAUCCCAGACUGCUCCCUCUGUUCGACCCACCACGCAUCUCCCCACGGCUCCAGCGCCAUAUGUACAUUUCACCUCCCCGCCAGUUCCUGCAAUACCUCUGCCCGUCACAGCAUCAACAGGCGCUAUGCCAGUUCCGCCCCCACCUGUGCCACCUGUGCCAGCCCAGGAAGACGAGGAGGAAGAUUAUGACUCCUAGCCCAUUUCUGUUUUCACUGCUGCCACUUUUGGGGGGAGGGGGGAGAAAAGCAGGGGUUUGGAUGAGGCUGUUCUUAAAUUUAUUAAAAAACAUAAAAACGG
Messenger RNA from Sphaerodactylus townsendi, 875 nucleotides. RefSeq names its product DR1 associated protein 1 (gene DRAP1). The record is from RefSeq and is a predicted model, not a curated record. Bases 118 to 774 code for a protein of 218 amino acids. The transcript has 7 exons. Gene Ontology annotation, molecular function: core promoter sequence-specific DNA binding; transcription coactivator activity; RNA polymerase II general transcription initiation factor activity. Gene Ontology annotation, cellular component: nucleus; negative cofactor 2 complex. NCBI's taxonomy places the organism in Eukaryota, Metazoa, Chordata, Lepidosauria, Squamata, Sphaerodactylidae. Gene Ontology annotation, biological process: transcription by RNA polymerase II; negative regulation of transcription by RNA polymerase II; positive regulation of transcription by RNA polymerase II.